Molecule: messenger RNA, 1494 nt
Organism: Aureobasidium musti
Lineage: Eukaryota; Fungi; Ascomycota; Dothideomycetes; Dothideales; Saccotheciaceae
Source: the annotation of a GenBank genome assembly
AUGGAUGGCCUUGUCCUCUUCGAGGCAUGUCUGAGCGGAAAGCUGCAUCAUGUGCCCCGUCGUCCUCACGACCGUGAGCGUGCAAGCUUGAUCAAAAGCGGCAGCGUCUUCAUCUAUGAAGAAAACGCGUCGGGCAUCAAGCGAUGGACUGACGGCGUUGCUUGGAGUCCCAGUCGCAUCCUGGGAAAUUUCCUGAUCUAUCGCGAGCUUGAGAAGCCUUUCCCUCNNCCUGGCGAGAAAAAGCGAGCAAUGAAACGCAAACGUUCCUCACAAGAACCCGAAGGUCGCCGCGAGUCUGAGGAUAACGAAGUUGCCGAGUACAACAGGCUCCCUCCAACGCCCCCUUCGCCUGCGAACCCCUCAGACGCAAAGUCCGCCGCACCCGGCGCAACUGAUAGCGAGAAAGAGGUGGAACGUCAGCUCAUUGGCUCUCUUGUUGAUAGCUACGGCUUCAGGCCCAAUGGUCUCGUCAAGAAGACUAUGAGCAUUUCGCUGAACGGCGUCUCGCAUCACCUGGUUUCUUACUACACUGUGGAAGAUGUCAAGCAGCGAAAGCUCCAACGGCCUCUGACUGACUCGCGACUUAACGGCAUAGCAAUUCGCCCUGAGCUGUACUUGAAGCAAAACUUCCGGGCACCUGUUGAAGAGCAAGACCAGUUCGCCGUCGACCACAGCGGUCACGCCUACCCUCAAAUGGGCUACUCACAUAUGGUAGCACCCUCUGGUUAUAUGAUGCGCCAAAGCUAUGUCGCACCUGGUUAUCCACCCAUGUACGGUGCCGCUCCAGUAUCCACUGGAGCAACCGUGUACAACAAUCUGCCGGCUACAGCGCCCGCACCUUCUUGGCCACAAACAUACAGCGCAGCACCUUCGCAGCAAAGCUACAAUGCUUACUACAGCCGCACGGAUGCCUCAACUCCCCAGACAUCGACUAACUCUUAUACGCCAAUGCCGCCCAUGCAAUCGCAAUACCAGUCACCAAUGAGAACGCCCGCUCAGAGUUAUGGCCCACCAAGCAGCAUGACUACCUCAUCUACCCCAGUGGCAACACAAUCGCAAUACCAACCAGCGCAAACGGCUACAGCAACACAAUACCAGCCAGGAAGCUAUGGUGUUCAACCAAGCUCCCACCAAAGUGCUUCGCCGCAGCAACAGAGCAUGAGGUCUCCUCCCGUAGGACCACCGCCUCAGUCGAUGAACGCCUAUCCCCCACGCUCCAACCUUCCAGGCAACCUCCCGAGCAUGUCGAGCUACAGACAAUACACGAGCCAGAGCGGUGGAUCACAAGGCGAGAUGCCCAGCAUCGGAAUGGCUUCUGGAUAUGGCAGCAGCCAUUCGCAGCCUAGCAGUGGAAGCUAUGGUGCACCUAGUUAUGGACCUCCAAGCAGCCUCAGUGCACCUCAAAGCUACCGACACAGCAGCGACACAGCGCCUCCUGUCCAGAGCACGCAAUAUUACAGCGACGGAAAGCCCGCUGUGAGCAACUAUUCUUAA